AUCAAAGCCACACCAUCCAUUUGUUCUUCAAAAAAAUCCAGUCUUUCUCCAUCCUUUCAUCUUUCUUUCUUCUUCUAGUAACUGUGUUUCGAUUCUCUUCUUCUUGGAGCUAGCUUGAGCUCGGACUGUAAGAGCUGAAUUCUCAAGUUAUUCUGUGAUCGGGUCGACCCGCUUCGUUCUUUUGCAGAUUACUGGAAAUUUGCCGAGAUGGCAACUUCAUCAGUGUGCAUAGCAGGGGGGAGUCUGUUAUCCGCCCAUGGAACAAGACGUGCGAGCUUUGAUAACAAGGAGAUUUAUGGAAGGAAGCUUUUGUUUGCUUCGCGCUUGCCAUCGCUUAACAGAACUUCAAGGGGUGUUGUUGUGAAUGCGUCCGUGGGCCGUGAUUCUGUUCAAGGAAGAAGGGGCUUUUUGAAACUGUUGCUAGGAAAUGCAGGUGUUGCUGCUCCUGUGCUUCUCGGAGGUGGGAAAGCUAAUGCAGAUGAACAGGCGGUGUCCAAUUCCAGGAUGUCGUAUUCCAGAUUUCUGGAGUAUUUAGACAAGGGUAGAGUGAAAAAGGUGGAUUUGUUUGAAAAUGGAACCAUUGCCAUUGUUGAGGCUGUUUCCCCUGAACUAGGGGAUCGGGUUCAGAGGGUUCGUGUUCAACUUCCAGGGCUCAGCCAGGAACUCCUUCAAAAGUUCAGGGAAAAGAAUAUCGAUUUUGCUGCCCACAAUGCUCAAGAGGAUUCUGGCUCUCUGUUGUUUAACCUGAUUGGGAAUCUAGGAUUCCCGCUUCUCUUGAUCGGUGGUCUGUUCCUAUUAUCUAGGCGGUCUUCGGGAGGAAUGGGAGGUCCCGGUGGCCCUGGUUUCCCGCUGAACUUUGGUCAAUCCAAAGCCAAAUUCCAAAUGGAACCAAACACUGGUGUGACAUUUGAUGAUGUGGCCGGUGUUGACGAAGCAAAGCAAGAUUUUAUGGAGGUGGUAGAGUUCUUAAAGAAACCCGAGAGGUUCACUGCCAUCGGGGCUCGCAUCCCUAAGGGGGUUCUUCUUGUGGGACCCCCUGGUACGGGUAAAACGUUACUUGCAAAAGCCAUAGCAGGCGAAGCGGGUGUCCCUUUCUUCUCAAUUUCCGGUUCGGAGUUUGUGGAGAUGUUUGUUGGUGUUGGUGCGUCUCGUGUUCGUGACCUUUUCAAGAAGGCCAAGGAAAAUGCCCCCUGCAUUGUGUUUGUUGAUGAAAUUGAUGCAGUUGGGCGGCAAAGAGGGACUGGUAUUGGUGGAGGGAAUGAUGAAAGGGAGCAAACUCUUAAUCAGCUUCUGACUGAAAUGGAUGGCUUUGAAGGAAACACUGGAAUUAUAGUUAUUGCAGCGACUAAUCGUGCUGAUAUUCUUGACUCUGCUUUGUUGAGGCCAGGGAGGUUUGAUAGACAGGUGACUGUUGAUGUUCCAGACAUCAGGGGAAGAAAAGAGAUCUUGAAGGUCCAUGCCAGCAAUAAGAAGUUCGAUUCCAAUGUGUCUCUUGAAGUAAUAGCAAUGAGGACACCUGGUUUCAGUGGAGCUGAUCUGGCUAACCUCCUCAACGAGGCAGCAAUACUAGCUGGAAGACGUGGGAGAACAGCAAUCUCAUCUAAAGAGAUUGAUGAUUCAAUUGACAGGAUUGUAGCAGGGAUGGAAGGGACGACUAUGACAGAUGGCAAGAGCAAAAGUCUAGUCGCAUACCACGAAGUUGGCCAUGCAAUUUGUGGUACCCUGACUCCCGGACAUGAUCCUGUUCAAAAAGUCACACUUAUCCCACGAGGUCAGGCAAGAGGUCUGACCUGGUUCAUUCCGUCAGACGACCCAACUUUGAUUUCUAAGCAACAACUCUUUGCUAGAAUUGUUGGAGGACUCGGGGGACGAGCUGCGGAAGAAGUUAUCUUUGGAGCUUCCGAGGUGACCACUGGUGCUGCCGGUGAUUUGCAACAGACCACUAGUUUGGCCAAACAGAUGGUUGUUACUUUUGGGAUGUCUGAAAUUGGUCCUUGGUCACUCAUGGACUCGGCAGCUCAAAGUGCUGAUGUCAUCAUGAGAAUGAUGGCCCGUAACUCCAUGUCAGAAAGGCUUGCAGAAGACAUAGACGCAGCUGUGAAGAGGAUUUCAGACAGUGCUUAUGAGAUUGCAUUGAGACACAUCCGGAGCAACCGUGAAGCCAUUGAUAAGAUAGUGGAAGUGCUUAUUGAGAAGGAGACUAUGAGCGGAGAUGAAUUCCGUGCAAUUCUAGCUGAGUUUGUUGAGAUCCCCUCUCAAAACAUCCGUGUUCCUCCGGUGCUUCCAACCCCAGCAGCUGUAUGAUAAUUUGUAUACUUUGCAUUUUGUGAUUUCAAAGACAUUGCAUCCUUAAACGUAUUUUUUCUCUUUUGUAUAAAAAUCACUGCUUUGUAAUCCAUGUAACUAAAAUCUCUUAGAAAUAGAAUUUCGGAUUGCCAUAAACUAUAAAUAUUCUU
Molecule: messenger RNA, 2456 nt
Organism: Cuscuta campestris
Lineage: Eukaryota; Viridiplantae; Streptophyta; Magnoliopsida; Solanales; Convolvulaceae
Source: the annotation of a GenBank genome assembly